Messenger RNA from Nematostella vectensis (starlet sea anemone), 3312 nucleotides. RefSeq names its product galanin receptor type 1. Gene Ontology annotation, biological process: G protein-coupled receptor signaling pathway. Lineage: Eukaryota; Metazoa; Cnidaria; Anthozoa; Actiniaria; Edwardsiidae. Bases 1959 to 3017 code for a protein of 352 amino acids. The transcript is spliced from 3 exons. The record is from RefSeq and is a predicted model, not a curated record. Gene Ontology annotation, cellular component: membrane. Gene Ontology annotation, molecular function: G protein-coupled receptor activity.
AUUCAUGGCACCUUAGAAAACAUUUACAUCGGCGAAAUCCACAAAUAAUAUGUUUUUCUUACUUUGUCUUUGCAUUUUUUCUUCUUGUUUUGAAUGAUUAGGUGACGUCACCACCGUACGUUGUCAUCAAGCUUCACAUUUCUUGCCUUCAUAGAUUCAAAAAUAUAUUUCGCUAAGCGCCGAUUCACGUUUUCAUUCCGGCUCAAUCCCAUAAUCCUAACGAAAUUAUUUUCUUUGUUGGCAUGGUGUCUAACAUUGAUACCUGCAUGCGUUUUAAGGAAUUCCAGUAGAUUAUCCCGAUCAUUUUUAUAGGCCGGACAUUCUAACAGAAAAUGUUCUUCAUCCUCCACUUUACCUGUCCGGCAUACUAAGCAUUUUCUUUCGUUAGGUUUUUUAUAUGGCUUUUCAUGGAAACCUUUCCCCCCCCCCCCAACCACCCUUCCCCCCGUUAAAAUAUCUCGCAGAGCUGUAGCAGGCCUAGAAUUAUGAGGGGAGGGGUAGGGGACGGGGCACAGCCAUGCCGCUACUGGUCGCUCCAUGCAGGGGGCCCACAGAGCCCCACCCCUGUUACGGCGCCAUCUCGCCGAUGUUGUCCGUUUCGUAGUCGCUCUUAUCGACGAAGUAAUCGAGUGACGAAGAAAGCAGAUAACAGCGCAAAGGAUACGCAAUUCCUUACUGAUCUUUUUAGGCCCUUAUUUCGGUAUCCAAUUCAGUCUUCAUUUCCCUUUGCCAGUGAAAAGCCGAUUUUAUCAGUUAUUAGGCUCCAGUGUACAGAUAUCGAAGUGAUGUUAUUGACGUUUGAGGCGGCGUUAUUACCAUAGUGCUGAUAAUAUAAUCACUUGGUUCGAUUUUUUUUUAUUAAAAGAAAGAUGAAAAACGUUGGAAAUGUUUUGUUUAAGAUGUCUAUCUCAAUAUGAUAGGAAUUAAUCACAGUGCGGAAAAAAUAACGAUUUCAGCUCAUAACUCUUAAACAGUUAUCAUCAUUUCAACAAGCGGUUGACAUACGCAAACCAACCGCAAGUUUUGUCUUCUAAGUAAACUGAAACUUAAUGGUGAGUAUGUUUGUUCAGUCGUACAAACAAUAUGGGCACCGGAACAACCAGAAAAGCAAGCAAGACCUGCUUCACAUGUCGCCAAAGAGUCAGAGCACUCAGAAAUAAUCGAAAAGUGAUGGAAACCUGAUUGAGCGCCAAACCACAGCACUUUUGUAUUGGAUGUGUUUUCCCAAGUGCACUUAAACACCUGCUCUCUUAAGGCUGAAUUAGACAGCACGAUAUAGUCGUAUGUGACCUUCCUAGGAAAUGUAUUAGCCCUGAAUUACACACUGUAACUUUCGUAGUCUAGCAUCGUAGCGGAGUCGUCAAAAGAGUUGUAUGCUGGUUUACACUCUACGACUCGAAUUUUAGAGAUAAUGAAUAUAACUAGAUCGUUCUGUCUUAAUCAGUGUUCGGACAAAUUGUUUCAGAACCACACAAUAGGAUCCCGUUAACAUCCGAUUUCGUAGUAUCGUUACAGCCCAGAAUUAAAGAUCCUUGUCUGGAAAUAACGCGUAGUCAAUCAGCCAUCUAAACCAAUCGACGACUUUAAUCUCUUCACUGUCGCGCCAUAAACCAUUCGGCUACACAGCGCAAAGAAAUUGAUUGGUCAAGGCGCUAUGAUUGACUCCACCCUAAUCCCAAACAUGCCGUGAGAUUCGGUAAAUUUGGCGGCAACGACCAGCCACACACACCAUUCUCAACACAGCAAGCCUUCUCGCAGUUUAUUAUCUAUAGGAAGCCAACAAGAGAAUCAAAUUGAACCAAAAGGCAAGAACAGAAAAAUAUUUUUUGGGGAGAUGCUGCAACCUGUAUAUGAAAAAUGCUAAUGAAAAAGAUUCAGGUCGAGGAUUGAAGAAUUGAGAGUAAGCAGUUGUCAUCAACUAUCGAAGUUUGCAGUUUAAAGUAGAAAGUCGCCCAGAGAUGAACAACUCAACAGAUGCCAACAUCAUUGUCACCAACGAGCAGACGUUUCGUUCGGCGCUUUAUAUCAUCUUUCUCGUCUGGGGGACGACUGGAGGCUUCAUUGUAAUAAGCGCUUUGUACGCCAAGCGAUCUCGUAAAAGCGACAACGACAUCUUCCUGAUAAACCUCACUUGCUCCGACGUCUUGACGAUCUGGUUCUACGUCGGGGUGCAGUUUUAUAUCAUGUCGAGUAGAACAAAAGGAAUCUUCUUUUGUCGGUACAUCUGGCCUUUUAUGAGUGUCCCUCUAAGUGUAUCUAUCUUUACGACUUCGUCGAUGGCUGUCGUACGAAGUCGAAGCGUCGUCUACGCCUGGAAGCAAAGUCUAAGUCGAAAGUCGGCAGUCUGCUGGGUCUUAGUUCUCUGGAUUACAGCGAUUGUUGUGAUCAUCCCAGCGGCUACGGUCUCAAAAUCGGCCCUCGUGUACUGCAAACUACAUUGGUCUAACCCAAGGCAUAGGAAAGUCUACACCGGGUUCCUAUUCGCCGUCCAGUAUGCCAUUCCGUUAAUUAUCGUCACCUGUGCUUAUGUCGCUAUUGGUAUCAACUUAAGAAAAUACGAAAGGAACGUCGUGCGAAGGAACGUACGGAAAGAGAACUUUGAGAUCAUCAAGGCUCUAGCAAUUGUCGUAAUACUAUUUGGCAUUCUUAUGCUUCCGUUACAAGUAGGUUGGAUGCUGUGGGAGUUUGGUUCACCAACAUGGAGGCGUGCCUUACUUCAUGCCAUGAACUACGCUGACGUAAUAUGCAUUCUUCACAGUUGUCUAAACCCAUGCAUCUAUGGGAUACUGCCAAAGCAAUUCCGGCUACAGUAUCGUAAAUGGUCAGCGGAAUUAUUCAGAAGCAGGAGCUUGCGUCAGAGCAUGCGCCGUGAAAAUACCGCUGGACACGAUUGUGCUCAAAUAUUACAAGACAAAGGAAGGGGAGAGAACGGACUCUACCAAGGCUUGAACGGCCCACAGGAAACCAUGGCAACGGCUUUGAAUAUUGAUACCAAUGUUUGUGAGACCGCGACUUGACGUUGAGCGCGUGGGGAAGAGGGAGGAGGGGGGACUGGAUCCGACUUCUGAACAUUGUUUAUCUGAUUUUAUUUUGAAUCUUAUUAUUUAAAAAAACUACCAUUAAUAAAUAUAUAAGCUGUAGUUCGCUACUUAAUUGAUUUUUUUCUUUUCUUUUUUGGCGGCAGUUUAAGAUUACUCGAAUAAGUUUGAGUAAGAGUUGUUGUUAGUAACACUAUCCUUUACUUUUAUUGUUAUCAAAGUCCGGACAGUUGACAUACGUAAACACAUAAUAAAUUGAACAUACUCCUAAAAA